CUCCUUCAUAGGCCUGAGUGUUCCUUCCUGUCGGCCCGCCCACCCCGCGCUGUGGCCUCGCCCUCGCGCCUGGUUUGAAGGCUGGUCCCGCCUGCUGCCCCCGAGGACCGGCGGGUUUCCGCUCGUGGCGCGGGGUUCUGAAAGUAGGAGGGACGCCUGAACGCUCCGCGAGACCCAGGGAGCAGAGAGGAGGGAGUCAGAGGCGGGCCUGACGCCCGCUCCGACCUCCCGGAGAAUUGUCGCAGAGGUGGCGGACUUUGAUCUGGGCCUCGAAGAGGAAGAAUUUGAGAAAAGCAGGCAAGGCCUUCCAGGAGAUUUUUGGGAAAUUAUGAGUUACUUCUGUUCAAGCAUUGAGAGGCAAAAUGACCAAAGUGGAAAAGGAUGAACCUCCUUUUCCUUUCCGGGAAUAUAUCAUUUGCCAUUGAGUUUGUGUUGCAAAAUUUUCUGCAAGAAUUCAAGAGAGUAUUUAUUGAUUCGAUAAGCACAAGUACUGAAACGGCAUUGCCAGAGUGCUAAAUUGACAGAAAUCUUACAUGGGUUAGGAUUUAAUAUCCCUGUAACUUCUAAACCAAUGGAGAGAAAAUGGGAAGCAAAACUGAAGCAAAUUGAAGAACGAGCAUCUCGUUAUGAGAAGAAACCGUUGCCCUCGGUAUACAGACCAAGAUUGUCCAAGCUAGAAGAACCACCCUCCAUUUGGAAACUAUUCCAUCGGCAAAAUCAGGCUUUUAAUUUUGUUAAAAGCUGUAAAGAGGAUGUUCACGUAUUUGCUUUGGAAUACAAAGUGGGCAAUGGACAGCGUAUUUACCUGGUAACAACCUAUGCUCAACUUUGGUUUUAUUAUAAAUCCCGGAAAAAUCUCUUACACUGCUAUGAAGUCAUUCCUGAAAAUGCUGUGUGCAAGCUUUAUUUUGAUUUGGAAUUUAACAAACUUGCCAAUCCAGAAGCUGAUGGAAAAAAGAUGGUUGCAUUACUCAUUGAGCAUGUUUGUAAAGCACUUCAAGAGCUAUACAGAGUUAAUUGUUCACCCGAAGAUGUUUUCAACUUGGAUUCCAGCACUGAUGAAAAAUUUAGCCGUCAUCUAAUAUUUCAGCUUCGUGAUGUGGCAUUUAAAGAUAACAUUCAUGUUGGUAAUUUUGUGAGAAAAAUUUUGCAGCCUGCUUUUCAUUUAAUUGGCAGGGAAGAUGACGCUAGUACUUCAGAGACCACGGGCCAUGAAUUUUCCCGUUUUCCUGAAACGCCAAUUAAACAAGGAAUCUCCUGUAGCAAAAUGUCCUCAGAUACAGACAGAGGAGAGAGCUGGGCCUGGAAUUCAAAGGAACGGGAGAGCCCGGGCUCAGCUAAGCUGAGAGGUCCUGACCUAUCAUUUUUAGUUGUGAAGAAUAACGUAGGAGAAAAGCAUCUUUUCGUAGACCUCGGAGUUUAUACAAGAAAUAGAAACUUCCGGCUGUAUAAGUCAUCGAAGAUAGGGAAGCAGGUGGCUUUGGAGAUUGCUGAAGACAACAGAUUUUUUCCUGAACAGUCCAAGAAUAUUUCUGAAGAAAAUCAGUAUUUCCUGUCUUCUUUGGUCAGCAAUGUCAGAUUCUCAGAUACUUUACGCAUUCUGACCUGUGACACAUCUCAGAAUGAACAGAAGCGAGUUGAAUAUUUUAACAGUACCAGCACUAAAGCAGGAAACAUUGAAGGUUUUCAUUGUUCACCCUACCCUGAAAUUGACCAGUUUGUUCUUUCUUUGGUGAAUAAAAAUGGCAUUAAAGGAGGAAUUCGACACUGGAGCUACUUUUUCCCAGAGGAAUUACUGGUUUAUGAUAUUUGUAAAUAUCGCUGGUGCAGAAACAUCGGGAGGGCCCACAAGAGCAAUAAUAUCAUGAUUUUGGUUGAUCUGAAAAAUGAAGUUUGGUAUCAGAAAUGUCAUGACCCUGUCUGUAAAGCAGAAAACUUCAGAUCGGACUGUUUUCCGUUACCUGCUGAAGUGAGUCUCCUGUAUCUUCUCAAAGAGGAAGAAGAGUUCACAGCAGCUGAAACAAUGAACAGUGACACCGGAAGUGCUCAGAAGCCACCAUCGGGCCUGUCGUCAGAAGGUGCCGUUUCCGACGCCGACUGGGACGAUGGCCUUGACGAGACUGACUUUGUGGAAGCUACUGAAGAUGCUGAACUAGCCGAAGCCGCAGAGAGCGGGCUCCUCGGUUACGGCGGUGGGGAGGAGGUCAUUCCCGAUGAGCUCAUCGUGCAGGUAUUACGAGAGUAGCUCAUUAACCGUGGGCUCUUAGGUAACCGGCCGUGAUGGGCCCUGGCGACGAUUUAGUGACCAAAGCCUUAUUAAACCUGUUAAUGAAAACCAAGUUUUAUCACUUUGCUUCUCAGUUCCUAUUUUUUACUGAAGUAAGCCAGUUUUCUUCAAAAUUAGAAAUCUUACUAAUUGACCAGAGUUGGUCUAUGUUCAUAUCAGCUUCAUUUUGCAGGUCUGUUGAUGGGUUAAAACUCUUAAUCUUAUUUAAAAAUUUUUACCUGAAUUGUAAUUGACAUACAGUAUCCUAUUCAGGUGUAUAUCCUGAUUCGGCAUCUUUAUACAUUACAAAAUGAUUCCCAUAACUCUAGUUACCAUCUGUCCUCACACAAACUUAUUACAUAUUACUGACUGCAUAUUCCCUAUACCGUAUAUUACAUCCUUACUAUAUUUAUUUAUUUAUAACUGGAACUUUGUACCUCUUACUCAUCUUUACCUAUUUUACCCCCCUGAACCGCUUCUCCCUCUGGUAACCAAUAAUUUCUUAUAUUUUGGAGUCUGUCUCUGUUUGGUUUUCUAGAUUCCACAUCUAAGUAUAAUCAUACGGCAUUUGUCUUUGACUUAUUUCACUCAGCAUAAUACACUCUAGUUCCAUCCAUGUGGUUACAGACGCCAGGUUUUAAUUUUUUUUACAGCUAAGAAAUAUUCCUGUGUGUUUGUAUAAUACUCCUCAUUUUCUUUAUUCAUUAUCAGUGGACACUUAGGUUGCUUCCAUAUCUUGGCUGCUUGAAGGAAUAAUAAUGCUGCAAUAAACAUAGGUAUGGUACAUUCCUUUGAA
This is a messenger RNA of Mustela lutreola (European mink), 3062 nucleotides long. It is a transcript of the gene PRIMPOL, whose product is annotated as primase and DNA directed polymerase. Gene Ontology annotation, biological process: mitochondrial DNA replication; response to UV; DNA replication, synthesis of primer. NCBI's taxonomy places the organism in Eukaryota, Metazoa, Chordata, Mammalia, Carnivora, Mustelidae. Gene Ontology annotation, cellular component: mitochondrial matrix; nucleus. Gene Ontology annotation, molecular function: chromatin binding; DNA-directed DNA polymerase activity. The transcript is spliced from 16 exons. The coding region runs from base 572 to 2245 and encodes 557 amino acids. The record is from RefSeq and is a predicted model, not a curated record.